Messenger RNA from Annulohypoxylon truncatum, 775 nucleotides. RefSeq lists its product as uncharacterized. The transcript is spliced from 3 exons. The record is from RefSeq and is a predicted model, not a curated record. The coding region runs from base 198 to 710 and encodes 170 amino acids. NCBI's taxonomy places the organism in Eukaryota, Fungi, Ascomycota, Sordariomycetes, Xylariales, Hypoxylaceae.
GGCAUUUCUCACCGUUGAACUAUCGGAAGAUGUUGCCUCACAUUACACAAUGUCUACAAUCUUUAUUUAAUUGGUGCCCCUUAUACCUCGCCCAUACUUCAAAACCCCCCUAGGAGAUCGUAACAACUAUCGAAUCUCAUUCCUUAGCCUAUUUGAUAUCAGUAGUUACCUACUGAUAAGCGGUGAACAAGCAUGCAAUGGAGAGAGGAUUUGGAAGCCACCAUCGCAAGAUGGCUCGCUUUGAUGACGAUGAGCGUUUGCCACAUGGCUUCAGUGUCAUUGGCUACAACGCGGAUACUAGUGAGUAUACCGCAGAAGACGAGGACGGUAGUUUGUGGGUCAGCCCACCCGGGACCAAGAAUGGUGAAUGGCAACGCAUCCGCGGGCCCACCAAAGCGCCUCCGGCCUCGGGCUCCCUGAGCCGGCCUCGGACUGCUAACAGUCAGGCCACCAGCUCUGACCCAACUCGCUUCUCAGCGUUCUUGGACCCGCAAGCCUUGGCUCUACCAACUGAGUCGAAGGCGACAAACAAGAGCAGCUUCCGGAGGAAGAUGGCAGAGGGUGCGAAGAAUGCCAUCAAGAGGGUGACUUCCUUGCGGAAGACGGACAAGAAGCCCAGUGAGGUCCUUCCUCCAAGGUCAGAACCGCGCCCCGGUUUUGAAGCUAUAAGGCUGCCACCUCAGGACGAAGGCUCCCAAAGGAAGGGCUAAGGUCCUAAGUCAUUUUUGUUAAUGACGAAAUCUCCUUUCUUACAAAAUUUUAAAAACUCUUAAAA